GGGUAAUUGUUGUCCACACUCUUACACUCUUUCUCUCUCUAUCAAAGUCUCAUCUCAUUCCCCAUCUCUUAUCUUCUACCACCCUCACUUACUUAACCCCCCACUUUUAAGAUUAAACCCCCUUUCAAAUUUCAACUCUCCUCAUAUAAUAAAUACUCUUACUUUCUUCAACUAUCAUAUUUAGUAUUUACACAAUAAUAAAAAAAAAAAGUGGACUUUAAAAUUAAAAAUAAAACCACCCCUCAUAACCCAAAAUAUUCCUUAAUUUUUCUUUCUCUCUCCGACCAAAAUCCAUCAUCAUCAACUCCCAAAACCCAGAUCUCUUUUAUAAUUAAUUUACAAAUAUAAAUAAACCCAACUCAAAAAGAGUUUUCUUUUUUUUUAAGGAAAAAACAGAAAAAAAAAAAUGGAAUUUGAAGACGAGCAUGAUGAAGAGCAGGAAGAAGAAGAUGAUGAUGAAGAGGAAAUUACUAUCCCACCACCACCACAAACACAACAACAACCACAACCACAACCACAACAACCACCAGGUUUAGUUAUCCCACCGGGUUAUGACUCAAUCGGAGGAAUCAACUCAGUACCGAGUCGACCCCGAGUUAACCAAUCAAGUGUAGGAGAGAGAAGAUCCGGUGUGGUAAGGUACAGGGAAUGUCUAAAAAACCACGCCGUAAACAUGGGUGGUCACGCUGUAGAUGGUUGCGGUGAGUUCAUGGCAGCCGGUGAAGAAGGUACACUGGAUGCGCUAAAAUGCGCCGCGUGUAACUGUCACCGCAACUUCCACCGUAAAGAAACCGACAUAAUAAGUGGUAGUGAAACCACCAUCGGACCAUCCCCAUCACAACCAUCAACAACACCACCUGCGGGUGCAUUGUACCCUCAAUUCUCCGCGUACUACCGAACCCCAGCUCCAGCAUCUUACCAUGUGGGUCCACAAUCACAUCAUUACAGACCACUUGCAGCACUCCCUUCAACAUCAGGUGGAACACACAGUGGGGAUGACGUGUCGCAUCCGAGUAGUAGUGGUGGAGAAGGAAGAAGAGAUAGUGGAGUCGGAAUCGGAGUCGGAAUUGGUGGAAGUGCAAUGAUGAUGGUACCAAAAAAAAGACACAGAACAAAGUUUAGUCAAGAACAAAAAGAUAAAAUGCUUGAAUUUGCUGAGAAAUUAGGAUGGAGAAUUCAAAAACAUGAUGAAGCUGCUGUUCAACAAUUCUGUGCUGAAAUUCAAGUUAAGCGUCAAGUUCUUAAAGUUUGGAUGCAUAACAACAAGCAUACUCUUGGACUUUGAUGAUGAUGUACUUAGCUUCUUGGCGGAGCUGCCCAAACAUUUCAAGUACAUUUAGGAGGAAUUUUGAGAUUGAGUUAUUAAUUAUUGUUGAUUCUUGUUUUUAUUAAAUUAAUUAUCAUAUUGACAUUAUUGAGCAAUUGCUCUUUAGUUAAUUAAUUAAUUAAUUCCCCUAUUUACUACAUUUACUUAAUUAUUAGUAUUUAUUUUAAUUUAUUUAUGGAAAUUUUUUGAUAGACAACAUUAUCCAAAUUCAUCCUUGUGUGU
This is a messenger RNA of Amaranthus tricolor (Joseph's coat), 1549 nucleotides long. RefSeq names its product zinc-finger homeodomain protein 1-like. Gene Ontology annotation, cellular component: nucleus. Gene Ontology annotation, biological process: regulation of developmental process; regulation of DNA-templated transcription. The transcript is spliced from 2 exons. The record is from RefSeq and is a predicted model, not a curated record. The coding region runs from base 407 to 1285 and encodes 292 amino acids. Gene Ontology annotation, molecular function: DNA-binding transcription factor activity; transcription cis-regulatory region binding. NCBI's taxonomy places the organism in Eukaryota, Viridiplantae, Streptophyta, Magnoliopsida, Caryophyllales, Amaranthaceae.